UACAAUCGGUUGCUCUGGCAACGACAACUGCCAAAACGAAAAAUUAACAAAAUAAAAAGUUACGCGAUUUGUUUCGUGCUAUGAAAAUUGUAUUUAAAAACUACAAUCAAUAUAUGUAUUGUAAGCAAAGGUGCUAAAUUGAUGGCUGAGGUGCACGUAAUUGGACAACUACUGAAAGCUGUUGACUUCGACGAGCCACAUUUGUACUGCAAGUGGAGUUUGCAGAGCGGCAACGCCUGGCGCUUGGUGCAGGGCGAGGUGCAGGGUCAGACGCACGUCUCCAGCCAUCGCCUGCAGAACAGCUCCGAUUUCGCUCAGCCCAUCGACAUUCAUUUGAGCACCGCCGCCCUGCAGGGUUGGCCUCGCCUCCUCGUGGAAGUUUACGCCGUCAACGUGCUGCAACAGUGCUGGCCCGUUGGCUACGGCUUUGCGCACCUGCCCGCUAGGCCAGGCGCCCAUCGCUUGGAGAUAAACACCUGGAGGAUUGCGCCAAGCACCUGGUGGCAGAGCAUCAAGGAAAAAUUUGGAGGCGGCGGCGCUGCCUUGCAUAAAACCGAUUUACUUUACUCGGGUGUAGAGCGCUACAAACUGCAAACACGCAGCUCUGGAAAAAUAAUUGUGGAACUCAAUUUAAUAUUUCGCAAGUUUGAGGAAUACGGGGUGGAAUUUAAGUAAAAAUAUGUUAGAC
Molecule: messenger RNA, 688 nt
Organism: Drosophila hydei
Lineage: Eukaryota; Metazoa; Arthropoda; Insecta; Diptera; Drosophilidae
Gene: B9d2
Product: B9 domain-containing protein 2
Exons: 3
Coding region: 142-675 (177 amino acids)
Biological process (GO): cilium assembly
Cellular component (GO): MKS complex
Source: RefSeq, a predicted model, not a curated record